Messenger RNA from Adineta steineri, 1461 nucleotides. Lineage: Eukaryota; Metazoa; Rotifera; Eurotatoria; Adinetida; Adinetidae. The record is from the annotation of a GenBank genome assembly.
AUGACUGAAACUAUUGUAAAAGCAGCUGCAGAUAAAAGAAAUCAUCAUUCAAUUCGAAAAUGGUCUGGUGUAGUAUGGCUUUUGAUUGAAGUAAAUUUAAUUGGUGGAACAAUAUUUGGAUUUGCAGCUUUAUUUAAAAUUUUACCACAAUAUGGAAUUUAUGCUGAUAAAAAUAGUUGUUUGAAUACAACAGAUAUACAAAAUAGACAAGUGAUUUGUCAAGAGCAUCAAACCCGACAUUAUCAAAAUGCAUUAACAUUGGGUAUUAUAUUAUUUGAAAUUCCAUCAGUGAUUAUUGGACCAUUAAUUGAUCGAUUUGGUUGUCGAUCUGUAAAAAUAGUUGCAAUAAUAUUUCAUCUUAUUGGAUGGUUAGCAUUAGCAUUAGUUGCUCCUGGACGAGAUGCACUUUUAUAUGUACAUACAGCCUUCUCAUCGUUGGCUGGUAUCAUGGUAUUAUUAACAGCUUAUACAUCGAGUAAUUAUUUUUCAAAAUCAAGAGCAUUCGUAUCGGCAUUGUUUGCUGGAGCGUGUACAUCGGCUACAAUAUGGUAUUCUAUAUUUCAGACUUUAAUUGAUGCUCAUACGGUUACACUAAAAGAACUAUCAUUUAUAUGGAUGUCAUUUGCUGUACUGAUGUUAAUUAGUUCAUUCAUAUUUCUUGAUUGGACAUUUCCCGUAUUAAACUUACCGUAUCAUUCUGAUACAAAAAUGGAAAAUAAAACUGCUUCUUUAACUGUUACCGUCGACGAUAAUGAAUCAGAGAGAAUAAAAUGGUAUACACGAAUUUUGAAACGACAAGGUGUUUGGCAUUAUUUAACUAGUCCAUUAUAUCUGUUGGUAGUAUUAUUUUUAAGUAUUCUAUUACUACCAGGAAUAUUUCUUGCUGUAACAUGGUAUCCAUGGGUAUACUAUAUCACGCAACAAGAUACACUAUUGGCUAAUAAAUACACAUUUGUAUUUAACUUAUCUACUAUUUCUGCUAUUAUUAUUUGCCCAUUAAAUGGUUUUCUACUUGGAUUCAAAGCCGAUAAAAAUAAAAAACAAAAAUUAUUCAAUAUUUCAUUGAUGCAAACUAUUUCAUGGAUUAUUAAUGUAUUAGCAUGUAUUGUAUGUAUGUUUCCUAAGAAAAGUAUGAUCAUUCCAGCAUUGGUAAUUAACUGUAUUGCACGAGCUACAAUUGUGAGUGGAAGCCAAGCCGUAGUGGCAACCUUUUUUCCAUCAGAAUAUAUUGGUACACUAACUGGUGUAAUGUGGAUGUUCGUCGGUGUUAUUGCCACUCUUCAAUAUGGUUUAGUUCAAUUAACGAAUGAUAUAUCUCUUUCAUGGAGAGCAUGGUUGAUUAUCUUAUCGCUUGUGCUCUUAAUGUCAUGUCAUUUAAUUCAGCUAUGGUGGAAAUAUGCAAGACAAUUGAAAAAGCAAUCAAUCACAGUUAUUCCAAACGAAAUUGUAGUCAAAUUUUAA